AUGCCCUCACCUACGAGUCCAGCUGAUGAUGCGGUCUUAUCGACUUCUAAUCAGCCUGCAACGCCGGCGUUCGGUGCUCAGGAGCCGAGUCGGAGUUCAUUCCAAACCGAACCGCCUAAUGUCCAAUCCGAUACGAUGUCCAGUGAGACGGAGGAAGACUCUCCACUGGAUGAUGGCAAAUUCAUGUCGUUCGAGGAUUGGAAGCGAGAAAACCUGAGGAAGGCCGGUCAGUCUGAACAUAUAGGAAAAGGUCCUGGAGUCGAUAGUCGAGAACCCCGAAAACGACCCGUUGGACUCAGAGACUCCCUUGAUUCACUUGGCGACGACGGCGAAAUCGACCUGGACUUCUCUGGCUUCGUCUCAGAUGGCCUAGAACCACCAAGCCAGAGCCCACCGCGACCCAGCCAAGACAUGCGGGAUAGCUCUGUCGAUUUUGAGCCAGGUCGUCUUCCAAAGGCUGGCGUAAGGAGCAAAGAUGCUGGGACAACUUGCAAGGAACGCUUCAACUAUGCCUCUUUCGAUUGCGCUGCAAACGUUCUGAAGUGGAAUCCCGAGGCAAAGAGUCCGUCUGCCGUGCUGGGAGAGAACAAAGACUCCUACAUGCUCAAUGAGUGCUCGGCCCAGAACAAGUUUCUGAUUUUGGAGCUGUGCAAUGACAUUUCAAUUGAUACUGUCGUACUGGCGAACUUUGAGUUCUUUAGCUCAACCUUCCAGACCUUCCGUGUCAGCGUGUCAGACAAGUACCCUGUCAAGAUCGACAAAUGGAAGACGCUCGGCACUUUCGAAGCUCGCAAUUCACGAGAGGUUCAAGCAUUCUUGAUCGAGAAUCCUGUCAUUUGGGCACGCUACUUGCGUAUCGAGUUUCUCACUCACUACGGGAAUGAGUUCUACUGCCCUGUCAGUCUCGUCAGAGUGCACGGGACCACCAUGCUCGAAGACUACAAGCGUGACCUGGAGGCAUUGCAGAUGGAAGACGAUGAUAAGGCUACUGAAGAGAGCGUCGACACCUCCGCAGAAGAUGGUCUCGUUCCAGACGCCGUCGCUGAGCAGCUCUUAACGCAGGCGGAACCUGGCGAGACGGUUGCUCAAACCGUUGAGGCGAAUGCUCUUGCUGUUCCUGAAACAUUUGAACCCCAGACAACACCUGCUAUCACCGCUCAGCCCUCGCCUACUGAGACUUCAGAAAUCGCGAUGCCUACUUGCCCUGCUCAAUUCGCUCUGCUCUUUACUGAGUCAGAGGUGCAGAGCAGUACACUUGACACUUGCAAUCCUUCUGAACACGAUGCGAGUAUGUCUAGUGAUCCUCAGACACGAGACAGAAUCGACAUUGUCAGCAACGCAGCAAGCACUUCGACCGGCAUCACAACCACCGGCUCUAUCGUUUCAGCAAACUCGACCAGUACGCCAUCGUCUAUCAACAAUACCACGGCAAUUGCGUCAAAUACCACAGGCAUCACUCCUAAAUCUGAUAUCGUGAUUGACUCCAGAUCCCACAACGCCUCAUCCUCAACUCCUCCUACUACCAGCACCAGGACUCCGGUGUCUUCUACUCAGACCACACAACCUGCACCUACAAUGCAAGAAUCAUUUUUCAAGUCCGUUCAAAAACGCUUGCAAAUGCUUGAGGCCAAUUCUUCGCUGUCCCUUCAGUACAUAGAAGACCAGUCUCGUGCUCUUCGCGAUGCUUUUCACAAGGUUGAGCAAAGGCAGCUGGCCAAAACAACUUCGUUCUUGGAGUAUCUAAACAUGACUGUCUUAAACGAGCUCAGAGAGUUCCGGCAACAAUAUGACCAGUUGUGGCAGUCCACGGUUAUUGAGCUGGAAAUGCAACGAGAGCGCUAUCAGCAGGAAAAUGUUGCCAUCAAUGCCCGACUUGGAGUGCUUGCCGACGAGAUUAUCUUCCAGAAGAGAGUUUCCUUCCUGCAGUUGAUUCUCAUUGUCGUGUGCCUAGGCCUGGUGCUUUUCUCAAAGGGCAGCCUGAACAGCUACCUUGAACUACCCUUGGUGCAGAGUGUUCUGUCAAGGUCUCCGAGCACUCGCCUCAUGAAUGCUGCAAGUCCGGAUACUCCCAGUCAGAGUUCCCCGAUGUCCCGCUCUAAUGCUACAGGCGCGAUGCGGAAACGAACAGGGAUUCUGAAGGGUCAUCGUCGAUUCCCCUCAGAAGACUCGGUUGAAAAUGCAAGCAGUCCGGUUGACUUGUAUCCACCAUCGACACCUGUGAGCUAUGGAGAUCCAUCCUCAGAAGGAGAGGUUCUGGAGGACAACAAUAUCCUCGGCGAUCCCCAGUUCGACCCGAGUCUAAUCGAGCGGCCUAGUACGAGUCCGCCGGUCUUGUCAGGGCCGGAUUCGCCCUUGUCUUCGGAUUUUGACAACAUCUUAGAUGACUCUAUUGACUCUGUAUUAAACAGCAAGCCAACAAAUGUUCUAGACCGGAACGCUCCCAUUUUGGUAAUCGAAGAUGCCACGCCGCCACCUAAGCAUUUGAAGUGGCAGUUGCCUGAUUCCUGA
This is a messenger RNA of Cladophialophora yegresii CBS 114405, 2508 nucleotides long. RefSeq lists its product as uncharacterized. NCBI's taxonomy places the organism in Eukaryota, Fungi, Ascomycota, Eurotiomycetes, Chaetothyriales, Herpotrichiellaceae. The transcript has a single exon. Gene Ontology annotation, biological process: protein folding in endoplasmic reticulum. Bases 1 to 2508 code for a protein of 835 amino acids. The record is from RefSeq and is a predicted model, not a curated record. Gene Ontology annotation, cellular component: cytoplasm; membrane.